This is a messenger RNA of Mytilus californianus (California mussel), 2537 nucleotides long. RefSeq names its product protein DEK-like. Gene Ontology annotation, biological process: chromatin organization; regulation of double-strand break repair. The transcript has 12 exons. Gene Ontology annotation, molecular function: histone binding; DNA binding. The record is from RefSeq and is a predicted model, not a curated record. NCBI's taxonomy places the organism in Eukaryota, Metazoa, Mollusca, Bivalvia, Mytilida, Mytilidae. Bases 98 to 1531 code for a protein of 477 amino acids. Gene Ontology annotation, cellular component: nucleus.
UGGAUUCGUUCAUCCGAACUCGAUUAAGAAAGUUUUCCAUUGGAUGCAGGUGCCCUCAACGCCAUUUGCCGCCAUUUGAAAGUUUGAACACAAAGCCAUGUCUGAUUCUGAAGAUAAAUCCGUACCUUCCCCCAAACAAGAGGAUAAGAAAGAAGAAGAAAUGGACCAGGAAAGUGAUGAUAAUGAAAAUUCUCGUGUGAAUGGAAGUGAUAGUAGUGAGGAUAAAGAUAACAGUGAAAAUAAAACUGACAAAACAGAAAAACAAGACACUGUACAAUCUAAGAAAGAGGAUUCUGUAGAAAGUAAAUCGGAAAAGACUGAGAUAAAUGAAAAUUCUGAGGAAAUGGAAACAGAUAGUCCUAAAAAAACAACCAAAAAAGUUGAAGAAAGUAAAAGUAAAAAGAAGAGAGAAACAAAGAAAGAAGAAUCAGAAGAGGAGGAGGAGGAAGAAGAAGAAGAUUCUGAACCAAAAUUGGGUUUAUUAGAACAACCAGUGGUAAUAGAAUCUGGGAAAAGAGAGAAAAGGAAAGUAGAAAGACUGAGUAUGACAGAAGCUUAUAACACUCCAAAUCAACCAAAAGAAGUAGAUAUACCUGAAGGUGUUGGAGAGAAAUUGGGUGAUAUUCCAAGAGUUGAGUUUCAGAUAAACAAAUUUAAAGCUGAAGAUCUGAAGACAUUACACCGGGUUUUAUUUGGAAAAAUAACAGCCGCAACAAAAGUAAAGAAAAAUAUACGACUAUUUACUGGAUUUGAAUUUAAGAAAGAUGACAAAGAAUAUAAAAAAAGACGAGAUAUGCUCCUUAAUCGAAACUUUCAUAUGCCCAUGUUGAAAGUUAUUUGUGAAGUACUAGAUUUAGAAAAGAAAGGAACAAAAGAUGAAGUAGCUGAAAGAGUAAUGGCUUUUUGUAUGUCUCCAAAAUCAACAGGGAAGAAAGUACCACAGUCAAAGAAGCGAAAAAGAUCAGAAACAAAAGGAAAAGGUGACAAAAAAAAAUCCAAGAAAGAUAGUAAAUCUUCUAAGAAAAAGAAAUCAAAAGAAAAGGUGAAAGGGUCAGAUGAUGAAGAAGAUGAAGAGGAGGAGGAAGAAGAAAAAUCUGAGGAAGAAGAGGUUGAGGAUGAGGAGGAAGAAGAAGAAAAAGAAGAAAGUGAAGAAGAGGAGGAGGAACCAGAAGAGGUAAAAGCGCCUAAAAAGAAAAAAGCAAAGAAAGAAACACCUGCAAAGAAACCCGCUCCAGCUAAAAAAGAAACAAAGAAAAAAGAAAAACCUGCACCUCAGAAGAAAAAAGAAUCAGAUUCAGAAGAGGAAAGUGAACAGAGUUCAGAUGAUGAAGAACCUCUUGUAAAAAAAGCACCUUCACCGCCAACAAAUGAUGAAUUAAAGAAAUUAGUAAAGAAAAUUUUAGAUGGGGCCAAUUUAGAACAGGUUACAAUGAAAACUGUAGUAAAACAGGUUUAUGAUAAAUUUCCAAGUUUUGAUCUGUCAGAUAGGAAACAAUUCAUUAAAAGCACAGUAAAACAGUUUUUAUCGUGAAACAGUGAAGAUUGUUCAUACAUCACAAUUCAUCAAAAAGAGAAAUUACACUGGAGAGGAAUGAACUUGAGGGGGCAGCAAACUCUGUAAAUUUGUGCUAUACAUUUAGCUUUUAUUGUAUCAUCUGUUGUUUUAACCAAUGUUUUAUCAUCAUCAGCUUAUCAUCCUCAUCUAUCAUCUUACUCAUUCAUGUCAUUUUGUCACCAAUUAUUCAUUGUAUAGAAGAAAGAUGAAUCAAAUUACCAUGUAUUCUCUUAAGGAAAAGUAUGGUUAUUUUAGCUUGAAAAUUAUGAUCAUGAAAUCUGGGCAAUUAUGAUCAUGUGGUAAUGAGCUAAUGUAGUACUUUUUUUAUAAAAAAAAAUGUAUGUGUGUUAUUCAUAAUUUUGUAUGUAAGAAACAUAGAAAUGAGAUCAUAACAUUUGUCAUUUUAAGUAAAACCUAUUAAAAAGAUAUUGACACCCAAGUUUUGAACUUAAAAAUAAAAUUAUGUUUCAUAUCUCAAGUUUCAAAACCUAAACUGUAAAUUAACCGUAAAAAGAAUUUUUUAUCAAAAAUAUAAAUUAGAGUUUUUAUUAUUUUCAAUUGUAAGUUUAAAAUCUUGUUGCUUAUUUGGAAUGUAUUAAAGUUUAUAAAAUGUGUGAAAGGAAUUUGAAAUCUUAAUUUAAAAAAAAAAAUUUUUUGUUAAAAUAAUUAUGGAAUGUGAAGAAUUUUGUAAAACAUGAGAAUAAUAUUGAAACCUAGACAAAAGAUGUAAAACUAUUUUUAAGAAACGAAAGGAAAAAUUUUAUAUGAAAAUAAAUCAAGGUCAUAAGUUAUGAUUUGAAAUAAAAUAUAAAAAAGUUUUUUAUGCAAUUUUAUUGUGUUGUGGAAGUAAGUUUUAUUGUCAAAAGAUGUUAAUUUUUUUUUUUAUAUGUACUGACAAUAAUAUUGAUUUUAAACUAGAAGAAAAGUCAGGAUAAUUGUUAAUUUAAAACCUACAUGUUAAAUAAAUUAUAUAAAUAGAUAA